Emiliania huxleyi CCMP1516 is the source of this 1131-nucleotide messenger RNA. RefSeq lists its product as hypothetical. The transcript is spliced from 6 exons. The record is from RefSeq and is a predicted model, not a curated record. NCBI's taxonomy places the organism in Eukaryota, Haptophyta, Isochrysidales, Noelaerhabdaceae. The coding region runs from base 1 to 1131 and encodes 376 amino acids.
AUGCCGAUGCAGCCGGUCCCGCCGGCCCAGCAACUGCAUAUGCAUGGCGGGUGUGGAGCCCCACAGCCCUUCUUCAGCCAGCCCUUCUGCGCCAGCGCCGGCCAGCUGUACUCGCAGCCCGCUAUGUAUUCGCCGCAGCAACAGUACGGCAUGCCGCAGCAGUGCAUAAUGGACCCGGCAUUGCCCCCCUUCAUGCAGGGCAUGGCUCAGCCAGGAGGCUCCAUCCACCCUGCCCAGUGGGAGCAGCAGGCCUACUGCUACCCGCAACCCGCCGGUGCAUACGGCGCCAUCCCGCCCCUCUGCGGAGGCGCAGGCACCGUCUCCGGCGCCACCUCUGCCAGCCGCAAGUCAUUCAAGGCGCUUUCGGCGGCCGAGGUUAACGAGCUCAAGACGAAGCUCGUCAAGACCGACAUCGUCCCCUUCAUCAACCGCUUGUGGAGGAAGGCGUAUCGCAGAGGCGAAAUCUUCCGCCGGCUCCACGGCUUCUGGGCCAGCGGGACUCGCAGCCAGCUCACCCAUGAGACCAUCCUCGCCGCGCUAUCGGGCGCCUCCACCGCCGCCCUCAGCCACGCCGCUACGACCGUCGGAGGCGUCAACUCCGCCGAACGAGUGUAUCGCUUCGACGGAUCGACCGUGCUUGUUAUCAAGACCGAUGUGACGUACACAGUGACACAUCAGACGACACAUAUUCUCCCACCCGCCGGGACGCAAAACGCUCUCGACGAGAGCCUGAAGAAGGCGUCCACACAGCAAGCCGCUCGACCCGGCGUCAAGUGCCGACUCGACGGCGAGCUCGCGAGCGCGCGCGUCGGCGUCGACGACGCCAAAGGAGGCGACACCAUUAUGGUGGACGCCACGCACAUGGCCGCUGCGGCGGCCGCCGGCACCGACAGCACCACGAAGCGCCUGCUGCACGUCGCGCUUGCGGUGCGCGACGGCACGCACAUCCCUGACAUCCAAAACAAGACGGCGCUCGUCACCGAGAUACGCCAACUUGUCAAGAAGACACCAGGCUGCGAGGCGCAGCCGGCGAGCGCGAUCAGCGUCCCCGUCGUUGGCACGUCCAUCCACGGGCCGUGUGCCGAGGUCGAGCGUCUCGGCGGCCUCGAGGGUACGAAGGUCGGGGUAUGA